This is a messenger RNA of Trichosurus vulpecula (common brushtail), 6566 nucleotides long. RefSeq names its product DiGeorge syndrome critical region gene 2 (gene DGCR2). Gene Ontology annotation, molecular function: protein binding. The record is from RefSeq and is a predicted model, not a curated record. Gene Ontology annotation, cellular component: membrane. Bases 241 to 1908 code for a protein of 555 amino acids. Lineage: Eukaryota; Metazoa; Chordata; Mammalia; Diprotodontia; Phalangeridae. The transcript is spliced from 11 exons.
CCGCCAUCUUGUGCGGCGCCCGAGCCCCGGCCUGAGCUCGAACCUGAGCUCUAGGCGUGCGGCCUCCAAGCCAGGGAGCGAGGGCCCAGUCCCCAGGAGGCGCGAAAGCGGGAGCGGCCGCCCUCCACCCACUCCGCCGUCCCGCCCCCACCCCCAGAGCCCGGCCCAGCCCUUGCAGAGCGGAGGGCUCCGGGGUCCGGCGUGGGCCCGCGCCGCCCGCGGAGGAUGAACGGAGGAUAAAUGGUGCCCCAGGCGGACAGCGGCGCCUUCGUGCUCCUGUUUCUGCUGGUGCUCACCGGCACCGAGCCGCUGCGCCCAGGUCCACCACUAGCCCUGGCAAGACUUCUGUCAGAAUUGCGGUGCAACCCAGGCCAGUUUGCUUGUCGCAGUGGUGCCAUCCAGUGCAUCCCCCUCUCCUGGCAAUGUGACGGCAGGGGGACCUGCGAAGAUGAGAGUGAUGAGGUUGGCUGUCCAGAUGUGCCUGAGGACCAACGUUCUUAUCAUGGGAAGGAGGCCAUGGAUUCACGGCCCAGUCGUGGAAGAGGAGACACAACCCGCUUCCACACAGUGAAUGUGGCACAGCCCGUCCGCUUUAGCAGUUUCCUAGGAAAGUGCCCGACGGGAUGGCAUCAUUACGAGGGCACGGCCAGCUGUUACAAGGUCUAUCUGAAUGGGGAGAAUUACUGGGAUGCCGUGCAGACCUGUCAGCGGGUGAAUGGCUCCUUAGUCGCCUUCACGACCGACCAGGAGCUCCGCUUUGUCCUGGCCCAGGAGUGGGACCUGCAGGAGAGAACUUUUGGGUGGAAGGAUCAACGCAAGUUCUGGGUUGGCUAUCAGUAUGUCAUCACUGGUCGGAAUCGGUCUCUAGAAGGUCGCUGGGAGGUGGCUCACAAAGGUCCCUCCGAGGUCUUUUUGCCACCAGACCCCAUUUUUGCCUCAGCUGUGCCUGAGAAUGACAACGUGCUCUGUGCCCAGCUUCAGUGUUUCCACUUCCCCACCUUGCGGCACCAUGACUUGCACAGCUGGUAUGCAGAGAACUGCUAUGAGAAGUCCUCCUUCCUCUGCAAAAGAAGCCAGACGUGUGUGGACAUCAAGGACAACAUUGUGGGAGAAGGCUACCACUUCACGCCCAAGGGCAACGACCCCUGUCUGAGCUGCACCUGCCACAAUGGGGAGCCAGAGAUGUGCGUGGCUGCGCUGUGCGAGGGGCCCCAGGGCUGCCAGCAGUACGACAAAGACCCCAAGGAAUGCUGCAAGUUCAUGUGCUUGGAUCCAGAUGGCAGCAGCUUGUUUGACUCCAUGGCGAGUGGGAUGCGCCUCAUCGUCAGCUGCAUCUCCUCCUUCCUCAUCCUGUCCUUGCUGCUCUUCAUGGUCCAUCGGCUGCGACAGAGACGCCGAGAGCGCAUUGAGUCGUUGAUUGGUGCAAACUUGCAUCAUUUUAACCUCGGACGGAGGAUCCCAGGCUUCGAUUAUGGUCCUGAUGGCUUUGGGACAGGCCUUACUCCACUGCAUCUCUCUGACGAUGGAGAAGGCGGAGCCUUUCAUUUCCACGACCCUCCUCCGCCAUACACGGCCUACAAGUACCCAGACAUCCAGCAUCCUGAUGACCCCCCGCCACCCUAUGAGGCCUCCAUCGACCCCAACAACAUGCUCUGCACCAGCCCAGAUGGCGUUUGCCCCCAGCCAGCUCAGAGCAGCCCACCCUCCCUAGGAGACAGUGAUGCCUCUCCCAGACUCCCCGAGGGGCCUCUCCCACCUUUGGUGGGGCCCUCCCCAGCAGAACUGGACGACUCAGCUGAUAGCAGCACCCUCCUUGUACCUCCGGACACACCCCUGAGUGAGAACGGGCCAGUAGAAACUCUGGGGGGCAGCCGCCCCAGCCUCUGCUCUCUCAACACCAUUGUAUAAAGGGGUGGUGAGCCGAGAGCCUGCUGGUCAUGAAUCAUUGGAGCAACUGUUUGCAUAUGACUAACAGAGAAACAGCUCUGCCCGCUCUGCCCUCUCUUCCAGGCUGGCAUCGCCCCCCCAUUGUGCUGGGCUUGGCUCUGCCCUCACCGUGCAUCCACCACCUGGUUUAUCAUGUAAAUAGGGUCCAGGGGGCUGGGUGAGAGGAAGGCCACAAGUUCCUCAUCAGGCAGGAAGAGAGGAAAGAAGCUCGGGCAGCUUUGGUCACUGCUCUUGGGUUUGGCUUGUUUUCUUUAGUCAUGGAAGAGGGACAGGGCUCUCUGUUGUAGCAAAUGGGCCGAGGCCAGGGGCUGGAAGGGGCAGGGUUUACCUGCACUGCUUGCUCCCAUAUAGCACUUGGAAAUGUCCUCAGGACAGCCACAGCUGGGGCUGGCUGGGGUGUGGUGAUGCUUAGGACCAGGUAGGUCCUGGGGGAGGGGGUGAGGGUGUUGGUUGCCAGGUCUGUGUCUCCAUCUUGAACGGGCAGAGGAAUAGAAGGGGAUUUGCAGAAGGUUUGGCUUUGGAGGCCUUGGAUGCGGGGGCCAUAGGUGCACGGAGUGCUUGGAGAUCCCCAGGCUUCAAGGCUGGUGAGAGCAGGCACGCUGGCACAUAGAUGGCUUUGGCCUCCUCAGGCUGCUGUCCAGCAUCCCCAUGGCAGGCUGAGCAAGCAGGGCAGAGGAGAGCACAGCCCUGCGAGCCAGGACCUCAGAGCACAAUGAGAAGGGCCGGAUGCCUGCUAGCUUUCUUGCAUCCCACAUGGUAGAAUGUGUUCCUGCAUUCAGACCUGCUUGGGUGCGAGCAGAUCAAAAGAAAGGACAUGGCCCAUUGGGAACUGGCCUGCUGAUAGAAUUGCUUCUCUGCCAGGGUCUCAAACUGCAGACUGGCCUAUCGACUUUGGCAGGCAGGCAGGCGGUCUCAUUGUGGGAGGGCGAGUGGCCUGAGUCCCAGCAGAGGCUGACUUGGGUCCAUGGUGUGAAUCCAGGGUGCCUUUUGUACUCCUGGUCUGUGCAGAACCUCCAUGGGUGACAUCAUGCCCUUGUGGGCUCCCCAGCCUUGGCUGCCACCUCUGGAAACUGAGGGCUCUCCUCCCACGCUCAGCCCUCUGCCCACGAACCCUUGAGGAUCCUGCUCGGGGGAGUUGCUGCCCUUUCUGACGCCUCUGGAAGAAGAGGCCUUGGCGACAGUGGGCAGAAGGGGGGGGGCAGGGUCUUAGAAAUGGAUGGAGUUGCCUCCAUCCAGGGGGGCUUUUCAGGGGACUGGAGAGCAGCCAAGAAGAUGUGUGUAGGCUUCAGUCCACUGGGUGAGGGGGUGACGGGGAGUUUGGGAGACUUGGUGAUGGGGGGCUCCCUUUCCACUUAAAACAAAGAGCAUCGUAGGGGUGAGCCCCAGAUGGUAUUUCACUUGGACCCAGACCUCUCAGUAUUUUCUCAGGCUCUCAACUCGAGCAGUGUGAUCUCUGGUGUCUGUCCCCACCUGCUUCUCCCUUCACCUUCAGUUCGGUUAGUGGUUUACCUCAUUAGUAACCUUGGGGGCAGGGGAUUCAUGGGCAGCUGCACUAUGUGUUUGUCUCCCGUCAGGGCGGGGCCGAAGGUUAUCCAGGGCUCUGUGGUUGUUCACGUGGGUGAGACACUUAGGGUUCUGUCUCCCAGCACAUGCUGGGCCCACCUUGGGAAGCUUUGCCCCUUUGGGCCUGUUCCUUCUUCCUCAGCCACCAUGUGCAGUGUAUUGUUGGUCAUGAGCACCCAGUGCACGGAGAGGGGUUUCUGGGCCUGGUGACCUGUCACUCAUGGCCCUGCUUCAGGCACUCGGCUGGCCAGAGACAGACGUAGCCUGUGGACAGCAGAUGUGGCCCAAGUAGGAAUAAUAAAGCGGGUCUUGUGCACUUUUGAGCACAUCUAUACGUUUUUCUAUACAUUGUAUGUACUAUACAUUGUAUGUCCUUUAGUUUUAUAUGGGUGGUCAAGCGUGUGUGUGUGUGUGUGUGUGUAUGUGUGUGUGUGUGUGUGGGUGCAGGGGUGUGUGUCUGUGUGGGUGGGCGGGUGUGAUCACGGUACGGUGGAUGCCCACCUGAGGAAGAGAAGCCUGGGGUGGCUCAGCUAGGAACCUACCAAGGAGUCUUGGAGCAAGUGUUGCUGGGUGAAACCACACUGGGCCUUCACUCACUCAUUCAUUCGUUUGUUUGUUCAUUCAUUCAUUCAUUCAUUCAGCCAUAUUUCCUUGGGCCAGAACCAGCCGCCUUGUGGGUUCACAUUCAGUCUCAGUUCAGUGAUUCACAUACUGGCUUGUCACCUCAGAGAAGAGGUAGGGACAGUCCCUGCAGCUGGUCCUUCCUCUCUGGGUUCCUUGGUCACUUGUGGCUGUUUACUCCUGUUCUAGUGUGGAUGGAGCCCAGUAGCUUUUCUCCUGUGGGUGUGUUCGAACAUGUUUUUAAUUCCUUUUCUCUUUCUGUGUAAGGAGGGAUGGGUGCCACCUGGGGGCUCCUGCCCUAAGCAGAGCUUGUUAAUAGCCACCCCAUGCCCCAUGGCUUUGGGGACCUGAGCAAGGGAAGCCUUGGCUGCUGCUUCUGGGGAUUCUCGCUCUCUGGGUCGGGGCAGGUCUGCUCUUAGAAUCCUUCCCUCCUCUUGCCAAACAGUUGAUGGGGGAAGUGUUAGGUUUUUUAAAAAAGGAAUGAUGGCAGCCUUGCACAUUGAAUCCCUCAUUCUAGUUGUUAAUUAAAGACAAAAAGCUUUUGGUUGGUGUUUCCGGAAUAUUAUUUGAGGUUUCUGGGGAAGAGAGAAAGGCUGUGUUUCAGAAUGAGGAAGUGAUAUCAUCCCCUCACACGCCCUUGUGUUUGCCCUGCAUCCCCCAGGCCUUUGGACAGAUGGAUGCUUUCUCAUUUUUAAACCAGGAAGACACUGGGCGCUCACUGCUCUAUCUGACCUCUCAGGUUCCUUCCAGAAAUCAGUGCUUGUGAUCCACAGCAACCAAAGUGGAAGGAAAGCCCCUGGUCACCUUGUUUGCUUUCAACUCCAGACUACUGGGUUACCCCAAGCAGGGAAGCCAAGGUGGUCUGUCCAAGGUGGGCCCAAGUCUGCUCCUCCUCUGAGAGAGGCCGUCCCCUACGUACCUGAGGGCCUGCAGGUGGAGCCUAGGCCAACACAGUUGUUUCUGAGAGCCAGGCAAGGAGCUGCUCUGGACCCAGGCCCGGAGUUGAGACGCAUUUCUACACAUUGGAGUAUUGUAGGUAGUGGAUCUCCCUCGUAGCUCGCCUGACCCCAGCCCAGCCCCUCCUUGGGUCGUUUGUAGUUUUUGAUAGAGACUUCUUCCUCACUUCUAACACAAUGCAGUGCCAUUUGAAAACACUGGCAUCUACACUUUCAGAAAUACUCAGGCAUGGGUGUCCUGAUUUUUUCACUUGAUGAAAUGACUUCUUGUCAGUCAACACUUUAAUUCUAUAUUCUGGUGGCUUCAGCUCCUGGGCAGGCAGACUCCUCAUGUGGUCUGGGAUAGUAGAGGCAGCAUUAGAGGACCCCUCCCCCCAAGAAAACCCCACAAACCUUCUAGCCACAGCCUGAGCCCCAAGGCCUCCUGAGGCCAUGCAAAUGAGUGCCUUUCAUUCCAAGCUGAGGCCUGAGGGCCUGGGCACCUAGCCCAGUCCUGCCCUGCCCCAUUGUCAUGUACCCAUCUGCUACCCUGAGCCAGCCAGGGUAUGAAGGCAGGAGAGUGUAUGAGUGGGUGUAUAUCCAUAGGACUGCUAGGGCAUGGCUCUCCCAGGGGAUCUCCAAAUUUCUGUGACAGGUGGCCACCCUUCACCCUAGAACUGACAGGGUCUGUGUGGCUUCUGUCUGUGAACAUGUGACUCCACCCCCUGGAGAGAGCCACUGGAGUCUUGUACCCCAUCCUGCCCCCUUUCUCAGAGUGAGGACUAGAUUCUGCUUAGUGAAGUCUGUACAGGAGCUUCCACAUGGGUCAAGCCUGGGAGUCCAGUGUGCUUUCUGUCCACAGAAGAAGAUGCUUCCACAUGACGCACUAGCUGAGAGUCCCAUGACUGUUAAUGGGGAGGCUUGGGCAGGAUGCCCAUUGGCCCUCUUCUUACCCUUCUGAAAAUUACCACCUGCUCCAAGGAUCUAGGCUCCAGACUUGACUGAGUGCCUCACCAGGGGAGGGGAAGUUUGUAUGGUCCUGUAAGGGCCAGGGUCUUUCCUUCUUCCCCACUUGCCCUGCACAAAAUGGACUCAGUUGUUUGAAGUAGGAUCCCCCAGCUUUCCACUCACCACUGUCCACCUGCCAUCACGCCUCACACACUCCCAGGGCCAGACUCUGCCCUUGUUUGGGGGUGGGGUUUGGAGAGCAAGGGGAUCACUGCUGCUGCCGCUGCCACUGCCCUCCCCUGGUGCCCUGACCCCUGUGGAGCUGGCGAUACUCUGCAGCCAUGGAGGAGGGCUUCUGGUCUUCUCUGAAAGGCCCCGUAGGACUGGCACUGGGCACUGUAGACAUCUUGAAGACUUCUUUCUUGCUUUCAUGGAGGGGGUUUGAAUUGUUUGUUUUUUGUUGUCCAGUUGGCACUAAUCUUUUUGUCCUCCUCAUGAUGCUGUGAGAACUGUGUCAUCUAAAUGCCAAAUAAAUUUGUGUUCUGGCCACAA